Messenger RNA from Neltuma alba, 1967 nucleotides. Its product is annotated as adenylosuccinate synthetase 2, chloroplastic. The record is from RefSeq and is a predicted model, not a curated record. Gene Ontology annotation, molecular function: adenylosuccinate synthase activity; GTP binding. Gene Ontology annotation, cellular component: cytoplasm. The transcript is spliced from 4 exons. Lineage: Eukaryota; Viridiplantae; Streptophyta; Magnoliopsida; Fabales; Fabaceae. The coding region runs from base 59 to 1531 and encodes 490 amino acids. Gene Ontology annotation, biological process: IMP metabolic process; 'de novo' AMP biosynthetic process.
UAUUCUUAAGCCCCAACUGUGAUCCCUGUCUCUGCCUUCUCUGCCUCCACCGGCCGCAAUGAGCCCCUCAUCGCUCGCCCUCCACUCCCAUUCCGUCUUCGCGCCUCGAACGGGGAUUACGGUCCACCGCAGGCCUCUUCUUCCUUGCCAAAGCGGCGUCGUUUGCUCUGCGAAGCCUGCUGUUUCCUCUACUUCCAACCUCAGCGUGUCUGGCCCCGCCAACAUUGAUGCUGUUGGUCGAAUCGGGUCCUUGAGUCAGGUAUCGGGUGUCUUGGGUUGCCAGUGGGGCGAUGAAGGCAAAGGGAAACUUGUUGAUAUCUUGGCCCACCACUUCGACAUCGUUGCUCGUUGCCAGGGCGGGGCUAAUGCUGGGCACACCAUUUAUAAUGCAGAAGGAAAAAAGUUUGCUCUUCAUCUUGUUCCUUCUGGUAUCCUCAACGAGGACACUCUGUGUGUUAUAGGGAACGGGGUUGUGGUGCAUCUGCCGGGGCUUUUCAGAGAAAUUGAUGGACUUGAGUCAAAUGGAGUCUCAUGCAAAGGAAGGAUUUUGAUAUCUGAUCGUGCUCACCUACUUUUUGAUUUCCACCAAGAAGUGGACGGACUGAGAGAAGCUGAGCUUGACAAAUCUUUUAUCGGUACUACCAAGAGAGGAAUUGGACCUUGCUAUUCCAGCAAGGUUAUCCGUAAUGGCAUUAGAGUCGGUGAUUUGAGACACAUGGAUACUUUUCCUCUGAAACUUGACGAUCUUUUAUUAGACGCUGCAUCAAGAUUCAAGAAUUUCAACUAUAGUGUAGAAAUGCUUAGAAAUGAAGUUGAAAAGUACAAGAGAUAUGCCGAGAGACUGGAACUGUUUAUUGCCGAUACCGUGUAUGUCGUGAAUGAAGCUAUCUCACAAAAGAAGAAUAUUUUGGUUGAAGGAGGUCAAGCAACCAUGUUGGACAUUGAUUUUGGUACUUAUCCCUUCGUGACUUCAUCUAGCCCCUCUGCAGGUGGAAUUUGCACUGGUCUUGGUAUUUCUCCAAGAGCUAUCGGUGAUUUAAUUGGAGUGGUAAAAGCAUACACAACUAGGGUAGGUUCUGGCCCUUUCCCGACAGAACUCUUUGGUCAAGAGGCUGAUCUCCUUAGAUCUGCUGGGCAUGAGUUUGGAACCACAACUGGCCGUCCACGACGGUGUGGUUGGCUUGACAUGGUUGCAUUAAAAUAUAGCUGCCAGAUUAAUGGUUUCUCAUCAUUAAAUCUCACUAAGCUUGACGUUUUAUCUGAUCUUGCUGAAAUCAAGUUGGGAGUCUCUUAUAAACAUGUUGAUGGUACGCCAAUGAAAUCAUUUCCUUCAAACCUUCGCGUCCUUGAGCAAUUGCAGGUGGAAUAUGAAUCACUUCCUGGAUGGAAUAGUGAUAUUUCUUCCGUUAGAAACUAUUCUGACCUUCCUAAAGCUGCACGCGAUUAUGUGGAAAGGAUAGAAGAACUUGUUGGUGUUCCUAUUCACUACAUUGGUGUUGGGCCAGGACGCGAUGCCCUCAUAUUCAAAUAAGUUGAUAUGGAUUGGAUUAGUGUCUAGGGGGGGAGCUCUUUUGAAUUUCCAUGAUCCUACUAGCAAGUUGAAGCUUUUGAUGUUAGAAUUACAUAUUCCAGCUAACUUAGUUUUGGAUGAAUACAAAUACGCGAGGUUUUAGCCUCCUUAAUUUUGCAGUGUUCUUUGUAUUAGCAUUGCUGAGUAUUGAUACUGCGCAAUAAGUGUCCUCUUUUACAGCGUUAUUCCCGGGGCAGAACUUGAUCAGCUUCGGAAUAAGAUGUGGUGUGUGAGCCAUGUCGUGGCACCGAAGUCCUAAAACUUGUACGUAGUCUGGCGCAUGCAAUGGAGAAUGACCUUAUUGUUUUUUUGUGAGCCAAGUAGUUCUUGUGGUUGCUUUCAUUUGAACUUCUUCCCUGUUUGUAUUAUACAAUUAUAUGUUUUACUUGUUUUAAAA